GGAGGCGGCCGCCGCCUCGCCCUCGCGGGCCGUCACGCGGCCCGGGUCGCCGUCGCGCCCGGGGUCGCCCUCGCGGGCCGUCAGCGAGGUGCAGGACAAGAAGAAGAAGAAGAAGGACAAGAAGGAGAAGAAAGCCAAGCGGAAGGCGGAGAGGGAGGAGGCCCUGAGGCAGAGGAGCCUCACGAAGGGCGACGAGACCGAGCCCGAGCGCGCCGUGACGGAGGAGCGCAAGCUCUCCAAGAAGGAGAAGAAGGCCAGGAAGCGGGAGGCGCGCGAGCGGAGCAUCCGCGAGGACACCGCCGACCCGCCCGAGGGCAAGAAGGGCAAGAAGGAUAAGAGGAAACAGCGCGAACGUGAGGAGGCGGCGGAGGAGGCCGCCGCACGGAGCGACGUGGUCAGCGAGGCCACGCACGUGACCACCCACACGCACGUGACAGGCGUGACCAACGCCACCACUAGGAAGGGCGGCAAGGACAAGGAGGCGGCGGAGCGCCGGAAGCGGGAGCGGGAGGAGCGUGAGCGCCUGGAGCGUGAGCUGGAGGACGAGCUCGCGGCAAUUGCCCCGAAGGGGCCCUCGAAGAAGAAGGC
Molecule: messenger RNA, 588 nt
Organism: Prorocentrum cordatum
Lineage: Eukaryota; Dinophyceae; Prorocentrales; Prorocentraceae
Source: the annotation of a GenBank genome assembly